CACUUCCUUGCUGGCUGCAGACUCACAGGCACCGCAGACUCCUCUCACACAGGAGCCCUAAGAGCUGCCUGCCCUGCUCACCUCCUUCCACAGCACCUGGCAGGAACUGAGCGGGCUGAAGGGAGCGGAUGGGCAGAGCAGAACUUCCAGAAGCGAAGAUGAGCACCCAGGAUCCCUCUGAUAUGUGGAAUCGACUGGACGGAGAAAUUGAGCUGCUCCAGGACUUGGGGUGGUACCAUGGCAGCCUCACACGCCAUGCGGCUGAAGCACUUCUCUUGUCCAAUGGCUUUGAUGGGAGCUACCUGUUGAGAGACAGCAAUGAGCAAAGUGGUCUGUACUCACUCUCUGUAAGAGCCAAAGACUCUGUCAAGCACUUUCAUGUUGAGUACACUGGAUAUUCUUUUAAAUUUGGCUUUAAUGAAUACUCAUCUUUGAAGGAUUUUGUCAAACAUUUUGCAAAUCAGCCUUUGAUUGGAAGCGAGACAGGCAAUCUGAUUGUUCUGAAACACCCCUAUCCAAGACAAGUGGAAGAACCUUCCAUUUAUGAAUCUGUCCGAGUUCACACAGCAAUGCAAACGGGCAGAACAGAGAGUGACCUUGUGCCUACUGCACCUUCCCUGGGCACCAAAGAAGGCUACCUCACCAAACAGGGUGGCCUGGUGAAGACCUGGAAAACAAGAUGGUUCACUUUACACAGGAAUGAACUGAAAUACUUCAAAGAUCAGAUGUCCUCAGACCCAAUUAGGAUUCUAAACCUAACGGAAUGUUCAGCUGUACAAUUUGAUUAUUCACAGGAAAGGGUAAACUGCUUUUGCUUAGUGUUUCCAUUCAGGACAUUUUACCUCUGUGCAAAGACAGGAGUAGAAGCUGAUGAAUGGAUCAAGAUAUUACGCUGGAAACUGUCACAGAUAAGAAAACAGCUUGAUCAAGGGGAUGGUACAAUCCGAUCUCGGUCAUUCAUCUUUAAAUAAAGCUUGCUCACCAAGGAACACCCUGGACUGCUUCCUGAGGCUGUGGUCCAUCCGGGGCAGCCUCCCCAUGAAAGUUGACUAUGGACUUAUUCAAAAACGAAUCAGAAACAGAUUCUGAUUGGGACCCACAUUCCAUGUUGGUUGACUCAUGGGAAAUUUCUUCACGCUAUGUGGCUGUCUCCUUGGGAAUCCUGAAGAAACCAUUGGUCGGAUACGAAUGAAGUAAACCUCCACUCCCAGGCUUGCCCACUCCUAGGGCAUGAAAGAGAAAGGUCUUUGGUAUUGUUCAUCGUGGUCAGCAUUCUGGUUGGUAUCCAUGGCCUGGAGUCCCACCAUGUGUCCUGGUCAAUUCUCUGGAUCCCCAGGUUGUGCCAGGGGGAUGUCUGGGAGCUUGGACUACUCUGAACAGAGUCUAUUGAGAUAAGAAACAUCAAAAGUUUUUUUGAGGAGGGGGUUGUAUUUUGCUUCCCUUUUUCUUUAUACAAAAACAGUUUCCAAAAACGAAAACCAAAAGGGUUUGCAGAAUCGAUUUUCUCUUUUGAUAGGAUCAGGCAUCCAGUGGGUCCUUCCCGUAUGUGUAAGCUGGGGAAAUUAAACACCCCAUGCAGGGGUAGUAGGACAAUAAACAUAAAUGAAAGUACAAUUUCAAAGCAUCUCCCCUAACCAGUUGGGAGAAAUGUUUGGAAAAGUUCAAAACAUAAAUUGAGGAAGGGCAAGAAACUAGUAGAUAACUUGUAGUUAUUAUUACAAAAGAGCUAUACUACUAUGGAACUAUUGUAGUAGAGCUCUCAAGUCUCGAUCUGACGUAUCUCCCAAUGGACCAAAACGUAUUUCUAAAGAAGCAGAGUGUAAAGGGUGGCCCAAGUGAUGUAGGAAACACCUUGUACUGAAAUCACUAACUACUCUUUGCCUUACUAAAAAGCAACUGCUGUUGCCAGUUGAUGGAGUAACACUAAAUUUCAAAAAUAUAUGAUAAUGUGUUACAUAGCCAUUUCAAAUUAGAAUUAAAAGGAGUGACACAGGGAGAAUCAAAAAUUGGAGUCCAGAGGUCAUAAAAAGAUUCUAACCCUGCCAUAAUCUUUACUAAUCUCACUUUUUUUUUUUUUAAGAUAGAGGUUUAGAAGGAGAUGAAAAUGGAUGGGGAACCAGAAAAUGAAAAGUUGAUGGUGUUGAGCCAUGAUGUAACACUGCCCUCACUGUCCCACAGAGCUUGUUAAAUAAGAUCCUUCUGUUAUUGAAACGCCUAAGAUUCAGAAAAUAUAUUAGGUUGUUGUAAAUUUCAAUACGAUUUUUAGUGUGUUUUUUUAAUGUCUGUGUUGUAUAGGAUAAAGCAAAUGUCAAGGAAAAGUGUAUUGUCAAAUGUUAUGUUUUGUUUUCACAGGAUCGAAGUAUAGGUAAUGUUAUUUUUACUUUUUUUGUAAAAUAUAUAUGUAUUUAUAUUUUUCCAUUCUGUUUAUGAAAAAAAGCUGUAUAUGUAGGAUUUUGCUAUUAAAACAUGUCAAUAUUUGGAA
Ochotona curzoniae (black-lipped pika) is the source of this 2482-nucleotide messenger RNA. RefSeq names its product dual adaptor of phosphotyrosine and 3-phosphoinositides 1 (gene DAPP1). Lineage: Eukaryota; Metazoa; Chordata; Mammalia; Lagomorpha; Ochotonidae. The record is from RefSeq and is a predicted model, not a curated record. Bases 129 to 971 code for a protein of 280 amino acids. The transcript has 9 exons.